UGUGUCGAGUUGUUGAUGGACCGGCGAAAGUUAGGAAAAUUGUUUGACAUGUAAAAUGCACUAGAAAAACGGAUUUAUUCGAGGAAAAUGUCGUUGAAAGUCGAAGUAAUAAGUGCAUCCAAUGUGCCAAACUUGGAAACGUUUGGCGAAUCGGAUCCUUACACGACAAUUACUUAUAAAGGAAUCUCAAAGAAAACACAAGUUAAAAAAUCACAGCUUAACCCAAAAUGGAAUGAGGAAUUGGACUUUGACCUGACAGGAGUGAAUAUCGGGAGCAAUGACAACCUGGAAGUUACUGUCAAGGAUUGGGAGAGAGUCGGGCGAAACAGACUGCUUGGUACAGCCAAAGUUCCUCUUGCCGACAUCUCCAACGGCGGAACUAAAGAUGUGGACACGAUCUUGUUCGAUGGGAACAACACACCGCUGCCUCAGUCAAAGAUUAAGAUGCGUGUGACCUUUACCCCUCCCGCUCCAAAACCUGGCGCAGCCCCAGCUGCUGCCAGCUCCGGCGACACGACCGGGACAGAGGUUGGCAUGGACGGAGAUCUGGGGGAGCUUGGACAGGAGAAUCCCGAGGAAGAGGAGGAAGAAGAGGAAGUUGAUCCAGGUCCCCCACAGAUUGACCCAGCUACCGGACAGCCCAUUCCCAGACCCAAGAAGAAAAAGAAGAGAAUGGGACGGCGAAGAUUCCGCGGGAAACUGUCAAACAAACCACAAGACUUCCAGAUCCGCAUUAAGGUGUUGGAAGGGAGGCAGAUUGAGGGCUCGAACAUCAAGCCUGUUUGUAAAGUCUCAUGUUAUAAUCAGGUCAAACAGACCCGUGUGAAAAAAUCCACAAAUUCCCCAUUUUGGAAUGAAACUUUCUUCUUCAACUUUAAUGCGUCCCCUGCAGAACUGUUUGAUGAAUUUCUGGAGUUCUCGGUCUUCAACUCAAAGAAACUCCGAUCCGAUGCCUUGAUUGGUACUUUUAAGAUGGACAUCGGUAUGGUUUGGGAACAGGCAAACCACGCGUUCGCAAACAAAUGGCUGCUUCUCAGUGAUCCUGAGGAUACUAUGGCCGGAGCCAAGGGAUACCUCAAGUUCUGUGCCAUCGUGCUGGGCCCGGGCGAUACACCACCGUCCAUGAAAGGUCACACUCAAGAUGAAUCAGAAGACAUUGAAAGUAACCUAUUGCGUCCAGCUGGAGUACAGUUGCGGCCGGCGACAUUUGCUCUCAAUGUCUACAGAUGUGAGGAUAUACCUAGAAUGGACACAGCAUUCCUGCAAGGUGUGAAGAAACUAUUCAGGAUCGGAGAAGAACAGAAAGAACUGGUCGAUCCAUACCUGGUCAUGAACUUUGCUGGAAAAGAGGUGCAAACCAAAAUCAUGUACUGCAGUGACCAUCCGGAGUAUAACCAGACCCUCAAAGUGGGGCUACAGUUCCCCUCGAUGUGCGAGAAGAUCCGACUGUCAAUGAAAGAUUGGGAUAGAGUGACAGAGGAUGAUUAUAUUUCCACGGCGACCCUGAAAGUAUCAAACAUUUCCGCUUUAGGAGAAGAUGGAUUUCUACCAACAUUUGGCCCAUGUUUUGUGAACUUUUACGGGUCUCCACGUGAAUUCUCCGAGUUGCCGGACGAAUAUGAAGACCUUAACAAGGGAAAGGGUGAGGGAGUGGCGUUCAGAGGUCGUGCACUGGUGGAGUUGAAGACAAUUGGCGGGGAGCUGCCAGAAGUGCCAGUAGAUGAUAUUGGCUCUGAGGAUGUGCUUAAAAUACAGAAAUUCAUGCGCAAGAGGAAGUACAAGCUACAUGCAGCUUUCUUCAAUGCCACUAUGGUCAGUGCUAUAGAUGCCCCUGUGGAGUUUGAGGUCAGCCAAGGUAACUAUGGUAACAAGUUGGAUGACUACAUUGCACCAUGCGCAUCAAGCACCCAGCCAACAAAUGCUGUGUUUGAUGGAAGUAACUACUACUUUCUGCCAUGGGGUGGCACCAAGCCCUGUGUCGACGUGGAAGCACAUUGGGAGGAUGUUAGCUGGCGUCUGGAGACAUUGAACUUGUUCGAGGGGAUAAUAGCUGCACUGGAAGAGAAUAUAGAAGAAGUGCGGGUUGGAAUCAAGGCCAAACUACCCACCCCAGAACUGGCCCAGUUGCUUAUCUCUGCACUUGACCAGCUUGUGGAAGAUACCAAGAAACCCCUACCGAAACCCCAGACAGGGACCCACCUCGCUACGGAGCUGGACAAUCUGCUGUCUGAGUACCGGCUUAUUGAGCUUGAAUCUUUACGAGAGAUGGCCACUAACCUGCGGGAAAAUGCCACCGACGUCAGCGAAGCCCUGAGUGAGGCUGAAAACUUUAUACAAAUACUGAAAAACAUCGCUGUUGAGCCCCAAAACAGUAUGCCAGACGUGAUUAUCUGGAUGAUCAGCGGGGAGAAACGUAUCGCAUAUUUCCGGAUCCCAGCCCACACCCUUCUAUACUCCAAGAAUCCUCUGUACUGCGGCAAAAACUGUGGCAAAAUGCAGUCCAUACAACUUCAGUACCCAGGCUCUAAGGGUGAAAAAGAUGUAAAAGUUCCGGCGUUGUUGAGGAUCAAACUGUGGCUCGGCCUGCAGGCUCAGGAAGAAAACUGGCAAAAGAUGCAACGCGAGGGAGAGAUGGCUGUCUUCGCUGAAACUUACGAGAACCAAGUAAGCAUCCUGGGCAACUGGACUAACCGUGGCCCAUUGAUGUCAAGACCCAAGUUCUCUGACAGUCAGGGCAAGGUCAAGCUCUAUAAGGAGAAGUUUGAGCCGCCCCCUGGUUGGAGGUGGGAGGAAGACUGGUACAUCAACCCAGAACUCAGUAUGUUGUAUGACAAGGAUGCUGGGCACCGAACAUUCAUUGAUGAUGUGUAUGAGUGUCAGAUGAGACUGCCAGGAACAAACUGGGUGGAAGCAUCACGACCCUGGACAAAUGUGAAAGGAGAUCUAAGCCCCUCCAAAACAGAAGUUGAUUUACCCCCUGGCUGGGUGUGGGAGGAUGACUGGCAGAUAGAUCUGGGAAGAGCUGUGGAUGAAGAUGGUUUUGAGUACUGUGUUGAAGCGACAAUGGGCGGAUGGGGGCCUGUGUUGAGACGUUACCACCUUUGCCGGCGCCGUCGCUGGGUGCGUUCCCGACGACUCGUGGAAAACAUUAAACAGAAGAAACAAAAGGAAAAGCAACUCCAGGCUGCCACAGAAGGCUGGGAGUAUGCUCCCCUGUUUAACAUGAAGUUCCACCACAUUGAGCGCAAGAUGGACAUGGUCCGCCGUCGACGGUGGCACCGCAAGAUGGUGCAGACAGAGAAGGGCUCACCAUGUUUCUUCAGUAUGCAGGAAAAGGAGGGAAAAAGCAAGAAAAAGGACAGCGAUGAUGAGGAGGAAGAGAUGGCCCAGGUUACAGCACCCAGAAUGUUCAUUGUGUUUAAAGAGACUUACAAGUACCAGUUGCGUGCAUACAUAUACCAGGCCAGGGAUAUUCUUGCAAUGGACGAUUCCGGAACGUCAGACCCAUUCUGUCGCAUCUCGUUCCUCACCCAGAGCGCGCGUACGGAGAAUAUCAAGAAGAGUCUAUGCCCUACCUGGGAUCAGACGUUGAUAUUUGAUGAGAUCGAAAUUCAUGGCGACCCUCGUUCCAUUGAGGCCCAUCCGCCAGAUAUCUACUUGGAGAUAUACGACCAUGAUACUUUUGGAGAGCCCGAGUUCCUAGGCAGAGCAAAAGCCCACCCAAUGGUGAAGUUAGACCCAGGUGAUGCCCGCUCUCCCGUUCUGCAGUGGUUCGAAAUCAACCGUGGGAAAGACCAGGGGGGAGAACUCUUGGCUGCCUUUGAGCUUUUCCUGAACAAUGGGAAGGACUUGCCAUUCAUGCCGCCCAAGAGGGGAGACCUGUUUGCUGUACCCAAUGGUAUACGUCCAGUCAUGCAGAGAACUGCUAUAGAGGUGCUAUGUUGGGGCGUCCGUAACAUGAAAAACUACCAGCUGUCAUCAGUGACGUCCCCCAGUAUCGAGUUCGAGGUUUCCGGACACGUGAUAAAGUCAGACAUGAUCAAGAACACCAAACGCAACCCCAACUUUGCAAACCCAACCUACUUCUUUGAUGUGAUGUUGCCAAAAGAGGAGCUGUAUAUGCCGCCUGUUAAUGUCCGUGUGAGGGACCACCGCCAGUUUGGGCGCAAACCAACAGUGGGCAUCCAUGUCCUACGGUCACUGGAAAAGUUUAAGGCACAGCCCAUAAUGCCCGGGGAACAAGAAUUAGAGGAUGGCCAGGCGGGUAUUGGCAAUGGUCCAGGAGGUGAACAUGUGAUUGACAUGCCAGGAGAAGGGGAGCCCCAGCAGAAAAAGAUGUUUGGGAGAGUUAACUAUAGUUACCCCCAGCAAGAGUUGCCUAGUCUCAAGCCAUUGAAAAAACAGUCCCGAGAGGAGGAGGUUGAUUACCAGGACAUUGAUUGGUGGUCAAAGUAUUACGCCUCGGUCGGCGAGGUGGAAAAGUGCCAGAAAUAUCUCGACAAGGGGCUUGAUACCAUUAAGGUGUAUGAUACAGAAUUGGAGAAGUCUGAGGAUUUCGGGGAGUUUCUCGAUUUCUGCGAAACCUUUGACCUUGAACGUGGCAAAGAUGAUGAUGAUGAGGAGUCCAAUAUUAUAGGACAGUUCAAGGGUUUGUUCAAAGUGUAUCCGCUGCCGUCAGAUCCGAGUGAAGAGCUUCCCGUAAAGAUGUUGGCUAAUGUGCCAUCCACUGAGCCGGAGGAGUGUAUUGUGAGAGUGUACAUUAUCCGAGGCAUCGAUCUGCAGCCUAAUGACCCGACUGGACUGGCUGACCCAUACAUUGAAGUCAAAUUGGGGAAGAAAAAACUGGAUAGCCGAGACGAGUACAUCCCUAACUCCAUUAACCCCAUUUUUGGCAGGAUGUUUGAGAUAAGCACAGUGCUACCACUGUAUAAAGAUCUGACAGUGCGUGUGAUGGAUUAUGACCUCGUGUCCAGUGACGACCUUGUCGGGGAGACGGUUAUCGACCUAGAAAACCGCAUGCUGACCAAACAUCGCGCCUGCUGCGGUAUUCCCAAGUCAUACUAUGUUGAAGGUCCAAACAAGUGGCGGGACUCUCGCCUCCCCAAGGAACUUCUUGAGGGUUAUUGUCAGAAGAAGCACAUUGCCGCACCUCUGUUUAACGGUGUCAAUAGCGCUAGAGUCGGCAAGAAAGUCUACAAGCUGUCUGAAUUUGAGGCCGGAAAAGUUGCCUCCCCUGACCUUGGUCCAGCGGAUCAACGGUUGGCUCUACACAUCCUAAACUCAUUCAACCUUAUCAAAGAGCAUGUAGAGACAAGGCCUUUAUACAACCCUCUACAGCCAGGCAUUGAACAGGGCAAGCUUCAGAUGUGGGUAGAUGUGUUCCCGAAACAUCUAGGAGAGCCAGGGGCACCCUUUGACAUCAAGGGCAGGAAACCCAAGGAGUAUGUUUUGCGUUGUGCGAUCUACAACACUGUUGAUGUUAUUCUGGAUGAGACGUCAAUAACUGGAGAAAAAAUGAGUGACAUCUACGUGUCCGGCUGGCUCCAGGGACAGGACGAGAAACAGAAAACAGACAUACACUACAGGUCUUUGAAUGGCGAGGGCAACUUCAACUGGCGUUUUGUAUUCCCAUUUGAAUAUGUUCCGGCAGAAAACUGUGUUGUGGUCAAGAAAAAGGAGAAGUUCUGGAGCCUUGAUGAGACGGAGCAAAGGAUUCCGCCCAUAUUCACCGUACAAGUCUGGGACAACGACAAAUUCUCAUUUGAUGAUUUCUUAGGCACGGUGGAGAUGAAUCUCACAAAUAUGCCGAUGCCAUCGAAGCGGUCUGGAUCAUGUGACCUGAAGCAGCUGCCCGACAUCAACAUGGGAAACAUGAACGUGAAGACUGUCUCACUGUUCGAGCAGAAACGUCUACGUGGCUUCUGGCCUGUCUAUGAUGAGAAAAACGGACAGAGAGAGCUGACUGGUAAAGUUGAGAUGGAGUUGGAACUGAUUACAAAGGAUGAGGCGGAGACCCGACCUGCGGGCAAGGCUCGGGAUGAACCCAACAUGAAUCCUGUUCUAGAGGAACCCAAUCGUCCGGAGACAUCGUUCCUAUGGUUCACCUCACCCUUCAAGACCCUGCGCUACAUCAUAUGGGCCAACUACAAGUGGUACUUCAUAAUUGGUCUUGUCAUCAUACUGCUUCUCCUCCUGAUCGUCUUGUUCAUCUACUCAUUCCCGGGCAACCUUUCUGCCUGGAUUCUGGGGACAAAGGCCUAAAAACUUCGGGUCCAACUAAGCGGACCUAAGGCAGAUUGGACGGUUUCUCAGUGUCUUGUAAGAAGGGAAAAAAGAGAACUAAAAAUAUGUUGAACAAAGUUAGUGAUGUCAAACUAAAGACAGCUUUAUUAUAUUUUGUGAUUAAAAGGGGAUCUAACAUGAAGUCAGGGAAAACGAGUGACUGAACAAAUAAAUAGCUGAUGUUUGGAACAAAUGUUGUGAUGUUUGUUAAAAGAUGAGCUUAUAUGCAUGUGUAAUUUAUGAUAAAUGAAUUUGAAAAAGUUAAUGUAUUGGAAAUAUUGUUAGAAUUUUACUUAUGUUAUAUUUUAGUGUAGUUCUAAAUGUAGCAUUUUUUUUAGCUAAAUGGCUGAAGCAGAUGUUUCUAUGUAAUUGAUAUUAGUUUAUUUGUGAAAUUAUUAAUAAAUAAAUUAUGUGGUCUGUAACAAAGCUAUAAAUGAUUGAAAGAAAAAAUAUGGAUAUAAUAAAGGUGGAUCUAUUUUCUAAAAUUUCAUAUGUAAACUUGUUUUUGAAAAUAUUCUGUAAUGCUUUUUGCUUCUAUCAAUGUAUGCACAACGAUAAACUUGUCAUGAUUAGAAUAACAAUUUUUGUAUACAAUGCUAUGCAAUUUUCAGUGUUGAUAUUUGUUACUAUACCAUGUGAUAUUUCACCUUAAUAUUCAAAUGAGCACAGUUCUGUACAGUUGCUACAGUCUUAUUAAUGGCAUUAACUAAAGUCCUUGCAAUUUUUUUUUAGUUUAGCUUUUAGUGAACUUGAUAUUUAUUGAGCAUGUAGAUUUUGGAGGGAAAUGCUGAGAAAUGCUAGAAGCAAUUUUGUUCAUAUUAGAAAUUAUAUUGUAUUAACUUUUAAUUAAGUGUUUGGUUUGCUAUUUUUUUGUAAUGUUGAUGAUUGAUUUAGUUUAUUUAAAACAAAAGUUUGGUUUGUAGCAAUUUUAGGAGCAUCUCCUUUGAACUUGCCUAAAUUUACACAAUUCAGCUAUGAUUAUCAAAAUGAGUAGGCUAUGCCCAGUUAUGAUAUUUCCAUUGUAAGACAAUACUUUACCCUGACCAUUUAGCAAUAUGAUAUUUGCAGUGCAGUACACACUUGAGAUCAUUUUUAAAUCAUAAUAUUUGCUGUAGAAGAUUUUGUUUAUUUUCCAUCUUAAAGAAUAAUGGUAUCUGCCUGAUAAGACUUACACUUACAAAAAAUCUUUUUCGCUUAGAUGCUUGGAUCAUAAAGAGUAGGAAUUAUUACCUUGAAUUUUGAAAUGACUAUAGAAUAUCAAAAGGGCUGUAAGCCCCCUUAAACUGCUUUAGGCAUAAAUCCCUCAUAAUCUAACACCCCUCCCCCUGUUUUUCAGGAUUAACAGUUAUCAGCUGUUAGAACCCCUGCUUGCCUGUUUCUAUCUGUGAAAAUUAUACAUAACGUUAUGAUUUGCUGGCCUUUUUCUACCUUUAACUGAUACUUUGUUAAGUUUCCUUUAUAUUUGCAAUAGGUUGUUAACUAUACAUUCUAUAUACAUACUGUUGUAUUUUAUAUUGCUAUAUACUCGCUAUUUUCUUUAGUAAUUAUAUAUUUUUUUCUGAAUUGUUUGUACACAUAUUAUUGAUUUCUUUUUUACUGUGUAACCAUAUUAUAUUCAGUAUAUUUCUUUUCUACAUGUAUAUGUAUAUAUAAUAUCAUUGCAAUACACCUUCACAUGAAUGUGUGUCUAUCAUUGUAACAAUAUAUACUAAUGACUUGUAAUUACCUUUUAUUGCCUAUUAAAAACACACAUGCCAAUAAUGUUUGAGCUUGCCUGAUCAAAGUGACACAUAUAUAUUAUUGCCUAGUAACUAAACAUAUACCUAUCCUAUAGCGUAGUAUGAUGUGCCCCCCAAAACUAGAAUAAUAUACACAUCUUGUUUGCCUGAUAAAGUACACAUCUUAUUUGGCUUCAAAGUAAACGUAUGUUUGUUCAUAUUUAUGUUACGAGAUGUACAAGUACAUUUAGAUAAAAGACUGAGUAAACUACUAAUUAGUGUAUAUUGCUAUGUAAGUUUGAAAUGCAAAAACACCCAGCUUCAAAACACUUUUGCAAUACUGGACAAUACAAUUUUUUAGAAACAGUGUAUUUACUGUUAUAAAUAUUCAUGACUUUUCUUGCCUUUUAGCAAAACAAUACAAAUCAUAAUGGUUACGGUAUUAAACUUGUAUAACAUU
Messenger RNA from Mya arenaria, 8460 nucleotides. Its product is annotated as myoferlin-like. Gene Ontology annotation, cellular component: membrane. Lineage: Eukaryota; Metazoa; Mollusca; Bivalvia; Myida; Myidae. The transcript is spliced from 52 exons. The record is from RefSeq and is a predicted model, not a curated record. The coding region runs from base 88 to 6261 and encodes 2057 amino acids. Gene Ontology annotation, biological process: plasma membrane organization.